Messenger RNA from Archocentrus centrarchus (flier cichlid), 3094 nucleotides. It is a transcript of the gene prc1b, whose product is annotated as protein regulator of cytokinesis 1b. Gene Ontology annotation, biological process: mitotic spindle midzone assembly; microtubule cytoskeleton organization. Bases 150 to 1994 code for a protein of 614 amino acids. The transcript is spliced from 15 exons. Gene Ontology annotation, molecular function: microtubule binding. Lineage: Eukaryota; Metazoa; Chordata; Actinopteri; Cichliformes; Cichlidae. The record is from RefSeq and is a predicted model, not a curated record. Gene Ontology annotation, cellular component: spindle; mitotic spindle midzone; cytoplasm.
CAGAGAGCAGAACGCUGCAGGACGCGUAUUUUGAACUAUACAAACGGACUGGGGCAGAGAAACUACGGUCUGUGACGUGGGUAUUCCGCAGGUUUUCUACGUUUUUAGUCGGUUUUACCUGUAAUUCUAACCGUGCCUGGAAUUUAACCAUGAGGAAAAGCGAGGUACUCGCAGCUGAGUCUGUGGCGUGCCUGAAUAAAGCGCUGUGCCACUUGAAGGACAUUUGGGAGGAGAUCGGCAUCCCGGAGGACCAGAGACUACAGAGAACUAAUGUAGUCAAGAAUCACAUUAAGAACUUAUUAGAUAUGAUGAUUCAGGAAGAGGAAUCUCUGAGAAAGAGGCUCAUCGUUAGCAUUCAGACAUGCAAGACAGAAAUGGAGAAACUCUGCUUGGAACUUCAGCUCUCUGUGUUUGAGGAUGAGGCUGGCGUCAGCAUGCUCCAGCAAGAGAAGAACAUCCGCACACAGGUGGAGGCUCUGAUGAAGGAGAAGGCUCAGCGGAUGCAGCAGCUGAAGGCUCUGCUGGAGCAGGACCAGGACCUGUGUGACAUCCUGUGCUCCAUGCCCUACGGCAUUGCUCCAGACUCCGUUCCUUCACUGGAAACACUGGACAACUUCCGCCAGCACAUCGCCAACCAGAACGAAGAGAAGGCAAUGCGGUAUGCUGAGUUUAUGGACCUCAAAAAGCAGAUCAUUUUAUACAUGGAAGAGCUGGACCAUGUCCCUGAAACCAGCUUCGAGAAGGACGUCGUCUGUGAGGAUGAGGACUCUUUUUGCCUCUCCAGAGACAAUAUCACAUCACUCAAACUGCUUCUUUGCCAGCUUGAGGAACGCAAGGCAGAGAACGAGGUAAUGUGUGAGAAUCACAGAGAGAAGAUUCAGCAGCUGUGGAACAGACUGCAGGUUCCACAGGAGGAGAGAGAGGCCUUCAAUGAACACAUGGUCACAUCUAAGAAGAGGAAUCUGGAAGCGUUACAAGCAGAAGUCAAACGUCUGGAGGAGCUCAAACUGCAAAACUUACGCAACGUCACGGAUGCCAUCCGCUCUGAGAUCGCCGUCUUCUGGGAAAAGUGCUUUCUCAGCACAAACCAGCGGGAGGCUUUCACACCAUAUUUUAGUGAGGACUUUACCGAAGAGCUGUUGAGUCUGCAUGAUGCUGAGAUCCAGCGCUUGAAGCAGCAUUAUGAGGAUCACAAAGAGCUUUUUGAAGGGGUUCACAGAUGGGAGGAAAGCUGGAGACUCUUCCUGGAGCUCGAGAAAAAAGCAACAGAUCCAACAAGAUUCACUAACAGAGGUGGGAAUCUUCUCAAAGAGGAGAAACAGAGGUCUGAGCUGCUUAAAAGCCUCCCAAAGACUGAGAAGAAAUUAAAAGCCCAGAUCGACAUGUGGGAAAGUGAGCAAGGUCGUGAAUUUCAAGUAAAUGGACAGAAGUUCCUGCAGUAUGUGGAGGAACAGUGGGAGCUGCACAGAAUAGAGAAAGAAAAAGAGAAGCUGGAAAGGCACAUUAAGAAAAGCAAACAAACUGAGGAGGACAUGUUGUACGGAACAGCAGUACGAACUCCAACCAAACGCAGAUUCCUGGGCACGACGACCCCAAAUAAAUCUCGAAAGAUGUGUAACGCAACCUCCAGCAUGUCUAGCGGUACCUCUAACAGCACAAUGCGUUCUGUCUAUGGUGGGACUGUCUGUCGCUCGCCUGUGCCCCGCCCUCCCCUCUCUGCAAAUAAGACUCCAGCAGCACGGACACCAGGUGGCUGUAAACCUCCCCACCCAAGAGUGCAGGGCUGCAACAAAGAGAAUGAGGCCCAGCUGAAAGGAAGGACCCCUCUGAGUGGUGCGUUGCUGACUCCUGCUUGUCCACAGCCUAACUUCAGCAUAGCCUCUGUUGCCAGCACAUAUUCAGAGUUUGUGAGGGACUUGGUCAACACUGAAUCUGUUCAAUCAAGCGAGACCUGUCCAAGGCCUCCAACACCAAGAUCCAGCACGACAUCCUGAACUCCACCACCACAACCAACCUUUGACCUCUCCACUCAGAUUGUCUGCAGCAGCUCAUAAUCAAUAAAGUUAAGGUCUGCUUCAAAGCGUCAGCACCUUUCACUGCUAUCUGCUUGUCCAUGUAAAUGAAGGCAUUAAUAUAUUAAGUGUUAAAUCAGUGAGAAAUGAGGCACAAGGAAGCUGCUGAGUUUUCUUUGCCUUUUCUAUCACUGAAAAAAAAACGUCCUAAGUUAAACUAACACUACUUUGGCUCGAUAAUUUUUGCCAGUUGCGGCACUGUAAUAAGUAUUGCCCAUAUCUUAUACUGUACAUCUUUAUUUUUUUUUAAAGAAAAGUUGAAUAAAAAGUUUAGCUUUAUGAAGUUAUGCAAUCUGGGGUUACAGGCCAUAUGUAUGAUGAAUGUAUUGCACUUUGUUUAGAAAAUAUAUUGCAGCACGUAGUGUAUUUUCACACGAGCUCACACUGCUCCCAGUCUGUUUUUUAUAAAUGUGUUUCUGUAUAUAUUUCUGUAUCCUGGUUUUUUUUUUUUUUUUUUAAGCUACUUUGCAAAGAUGUCAGGCUGUUAGGACUUUAAAGCCCUUUUUAGACUUGACAGACUGACAGCAGCCUGUCAUGCAGGUUACUUGGACUUCAUUGAGACAUACCCCCUAUAGUAACAGAGAGAGGUGUGCAUGCACAGUUUUUGCCACAGGUCCAUGAGAUCUGCACGUUUGUGGGGUAUUUUCAGUGUCUUCUCUAGUGAAAUGUAACCAUACUGUUGAAUGCUUGGUUUUCUUCACUAACAGAAAACACAAAAAUGACCACAGGUGCAAUUCUGUGUGUGCUUAUGGGCUAAUGUAGCCUCACACCUUCAGAUUUGCGCCAUGUUAAAACAUGCAAAUGGCGCUCGGGUUCAUCUUGGAAAGGUUGCAAUCACGACUCUUCCAGAAAAAUGCUGUCAUCAGAUUGUCGGGAAAAGGAACGCAUGUCUGAAAAGGGCUUUAGUUGAAAUAUCAUCUCUGUGUGGCAUUAUGGUUUCACAUAAUGCCACACAGGAACUCACUAUCAUGGCUGAUUUUGGAAACUCUUGCAAAAGAAACUAAAUGAAUUUUCACUCAAAG